Messenger RNA from Scomber scombrus (Atlantic mackerel), 4409 nucleotides. It is a transcript of the gene kpnb1, whose product is annotated as karyopherin (importin) beta 1. Gene Ontology annotation, molecular function: small GTPase binding; nuclear import signal receptor activity. Gene Ontology annotation, cellular component: cytoplasm; nucleus. Lineage: Eukaryota; Metazoa; Chordata; Actinopteri; Scombriformes; Scombridae. The transcript is spliced from 22 exons. The record is from RefSeq and is a predicted model, not a curated record. Bases 272 to 2929 code for a protein of 885 amino acids. Gene Ontology annotation, biological process: protein import into nucleus.
UCUACUUUAACGUGUCCUGCGGUUCCUGAACGCAGCACGUGAUACCGUUCCGCGGGAGAGAAGCGCGCGGCCUUUCCCUCCGUCAGCACCGGAUGUAACGGGACGUCUCUCUCCUGCCACCGUCACCGUUUCCCGCCCCAUCAUCACACAGAGACGCACCGAGCACCGGCUCCCUCCGCCUGCACCGCCCUGAGGAGCGCGUGAACACUUAUAAUCUGCUGCGAGCCGCGCAGCGACCGGAACCGAGAGAGAGCGCGAGGCUGCCGGCAGGAUGGAGCUCAUCACGAUCCUCGAGAAGACGGUGUCUCCAGAUCGGAAUGAACUGGAGGCUGCGCAGAAGUUUCUGGAGCAGGCUGCUAUAGAGAACCUGCCGACCUUCCUGGUGGAGCUGUCCAAGGUGUUGGCAAACCCAGGCAACACCCAGGUGGCUCGCGUAGCCGCCGGCCUGCAGGUGAAGAACUCUCUGACCUCCAAAGAUCCCGACGUGAAGACGCAGUACCAGCAGAGAUGGCUCGCCAUCGACGCCAACGCUCGCCGCGAGAUCAAAAACUACGUGUUACAGACUCUGGGGACGGAGACGUACCGUCCCAGUUCGGCGUCCCAGUGCGUUGCUGGUAUCGCCUGUGCAGAGAUCCCAGUCAACCAGUGGCCCGAGCUCAUCCCACAGCUGGUGGCCAACGUCACCGACCCUUCCAGCACCGAACACAUGAAGGAGUCCACGCUGGAGGCCAUCGGAUACAUCUGCCAGGACAUUGAUCCAGAGCAGCUUCAGGAGAACGCUAACCAGAUCCUGACAGCGAUCAUCCAGGGGAUGAGGAAGGAGGAGCCGAGCAACAAUGUUAAACUGGCUGCUACCAACGCUCUGCUCAACUCCCUGGAGUUCACCAAGGCCAACUUUGAUAAGGAGACGGAGAGACACUUCAUCAUGCAGGUUGUGUGUGAAGCGACGCAGUGUCCCGACACCAGAGUGAGUGACAUCACAGGAGCCAAUCAGGUGCGGGUUGCAGCCUUACAGAACCUGGUGAAGAUCAUGUCUCUGUAUUAUCAGUACAUGGAGACGUACAUGGGUCCAGCUCUGUUCGCCAUCACCAUCGAGGCGAUGAAGAGCGACAUCGACGAGGUCGCUUUACAGGGCAUCGAGUUCUGGUCCAACGUGUGUGACGAGGAGAUGGAUCUGGCCAUCGAGGCCUCAGAGGCCUCGGAGCAGGGACGGCCCCCAGAGCACACCAGUAAAUUCUACGCUAAAGGAGCUCUGCAGUACCUGGUGCCCAUCCUGACCCAGACGCUCACCAAGCAGGACGAGAACGACGACGAUGACGACUGGAACCCGUGCAAGGCGGCCGGCGUGUGUCUGAUGCUGCUGGCGACGUGCUGCGAGGACGACGUGGUUCCUCACGUUCUGCCCUUCAUCAAAGAACACAUCAAACAUCCAGACUGGCGUUACCGCGACGCCUCCGUCAUGGCGUUCGGCUCCAUCCUCGAAGGACCAGAACUCAACCAGCUGAAGCCGCUGGUCAUCCAGGCGAUGCCCACCCUGAUCGAGCUGAUGAAGGACCCCAGCGUGGUGGUGAGGGACACCACGGCGUGGACGGUGGGGAGGAUCUGUGAGCUGCUGCCUGAAGCUGCCAUUAAUGAGAUGUACUUGGCUCCGCUGCUGCAGUGUCUCAUCGAAGGUCUGGGGGCCGAACCCAGAGUGGCCUCCAACGUCUGCUGGGCCUUCUCGUCUCUGGCUGAAGCCGCCUACGAAGCCACAGACGCAGCAGAGGACCAAGAGGAGCCGAGCACCUACUGCCUGUCCUCCUCCUUCGAGAUCAUCGUCCAGAAACUGCUGGAGACCACAGACAGACCCGACGGACACCAGAACAACCUGCGCUCUGCCGCCUACGAGGCUCUGAUGGAGAUCGUUAAGAACAGCGCCAAAGACUGUUACCCUGCGGUCCAGAAGACGACGCUCGUCAUCAUGGAGAGACUGCAGCAGGUCCUGCAGAUGGAGUCUCACAUCCAGAGCACCUCAGACAGAAUCCAGUUCAACGACCUGCAGUCUCUGCUGUGUGCCACUCUACAGAACGUGCUGCGUAAGGUGCAGCACCAGGACGCCCUGCAGAUCUCAGACGUGGUGAUGGCGUCUCUGCUCAGGAUGUUCCAGAGCACAGCGGGAUCAGGAGGCGUUCAGGAGGACGCUCUGAUGGCCGUGUCCACGCUGGUAGAAGUUCUGGGCAGUGACUUCCAGAAGUACAUGGAUGCCUUUAAACCGUUCCUGGGGAUCGGACUGAAGAACUACGCUGAGUAUCAGGUGUGUCUGGCAGCGGUGGGUCUGGUGUGCGACCUCUGCAGAGCUCUGAUGUCCAACAUCCUGCCUUACUGUGACGAGAUCAUGCAGCUGCUGCUGGAGAACCUCGGGAAUGAGAACGUCCAUCGGUCGGUGAAGCCUCAGAUCCUCUCAGCGUUCGGUGACAUCGCUCUGGCCAUCGGAGGAGAGUUUAAGAAAUAUCUGGACAUCGUGCUGGACACUCUGCAGCAGGCGUCCCAGGCUCAGGUGGACAAGACUGACUACGACAUGGUGGACUACCUGAACGAGUUGAGGGAGGGCUGUCUGGAGGCGUACACCGGGAUCAUCCAGGGCCUGAAGGGAGACCAGGAGAACGUCCACCCGGACGUGAUGCUGGUGCAGCCCCGGGUGGAGUUCAUCCUCUCCUUCAUUCAUCACAUAGCGGAGGAUGAAGAUCAUUCUGACGGAGUCGUGGCGAACGCUGCCGGACUCAUCGGUGACCUGUGCACGGCGUUCGGUAAAGACGUCAUGAAGCUGGUGGAGGUUCGUCCGCUGAUCAACGACCUGCUGACGGAGGGACGACGCUCCAAAACCACCAAAACCAAGACGCUGGCUACCUGGGCCACCAAGGAGCUCCGCAAGCUCAAGAGCCAGGCCUGAUUUUGGCGGCGGGGAAAGCGAGCGAGCGAUGAGACGACUUCAGAGAACAACGAGACAAACUGCUGCUGGAAGCUUCGUGUUUGUGCUGCAAACACCAGAGAAGUGAUGAUGAUGAUGAUGACGACCACGACGAUGAUGAUGAUGAUGAUGAGUGUCUGUGUGAGCGAGCGAGACCAUGACAUCACACCACCUUCAGUUCCAGCAGGCGACCCCCCCCUUCCUUCCCUCCCCCCCCCCCCCCCCCCCCCCCCUGUGGACUGGACUCUUUGACUUCCCUGAUAAACAGAAACAACCCCCCCCCCCUCAGCCCCUCCCCUCUCCUCCCACAAUCCACCUCUCUCUCUCGCCGUAGCCGGGCUCGCUAACAUCUACGACACGACGAUGACGUCACCGACCUGCCGCCCUCCACGCCGAGCCCCCCGGGGGGGGGAGGGGGGACUAAACCCAAAUAUAAGACUUAGUGGAAUCAAAGCUUAAAGAAUCGACUCUGGAGGACUUCUGUGGAAACUUUUUGGAUUUUUGUUGCUCUUCUUUUUCUUCUUCUUCUUCUUCCUCUAAAAGCACUCUGUGGUCGCGGACUCUGAUUGGUGAACCAGCGACGGAGAUCUAACGGACAACACCGCGCCCCUCCCCCACCUCCCCCUCCCCCCCCACCUCCCAACAACUGCAGCACUAACACGGGGUGACAGUGAACCCAACAGUGCCAAACGGAAAGAGAAGCGUGUGCGAGCUGCGGGCCGAGCGCUCGCUGUGGGAAACGGCUCACUCACCAUUUAUGCUUGUUUAAAAAAAAAACACAAAAAAAAAAGAAUUGAGAGAAUUGAAGACGUUUGUAUAAGGUUCUAUUUUUCCAUUGCUAUGAUGAAAAUAAAGUUAAAAAGAAAAAAAACAAUAAAAUGAUAUGAAACAUUCCCCAAGCAGUUCUGGUGAUUUGGGUUCUUGUCUGUUGGACUCCGGGACUGACGGACGUUUGGACGUUUGGACUCUUCAGUUCGGUGUUCGCCUCCCACCGUCGGUUUGUUUACUCGACGACGACACAAAAGAACCAUGAUUUUUUUUUUUUAACUCACUUCAUUGCUUGUUUUUUGGUAGCAGCUCGCUGACGGGGAAAAGUUCUGUCGGGACGUUUGUAGUUGGUGUGAAGUUCAGACGCUGCGGAGCAAACGUCUCCAGGUCUGCACGCGCUUCACUUUCUGUCAAUCACACAUCAGCUGGAACUAAAACACACACACACACACACACACACACCGCCCCAAAUGUUGUGGAAUCUGGUUUAAAUUGGACGUGUUUGCGGGUGGAAAGUGAGGCGGGUCGGCCUCGGAGCGGGCUCACUCUCUCUGGAGGCGCCGCAGCCGCUUCCUGUGUUGACGUGAUGAACAUGAAACUCGAUUAUUACUGAAUUGUGAAUCAUUUAAAGCCAAUCUGCUUUUUAUUUCAUAUUCAAACUUUAGUGAACUAAUAAAGUCUAUAUUGUACUGAA